AUGGAAGCUAUGAUUGAAAAUCUCGAUGAGCUUUGUAUGCCAGAAAUCCGAGAAUCAUCCGUCGGAGAUGACCACAGCGCCAAAGCUCCGCCGCCUCGGCUGCGGUCCAUCACUUUCCGGAACAAGACUUGCAAUAUGCUACUAGAUGCAACUAAUCUGAGGGUUUCUCAAUGGCUGGUGGAUCGUCGUUGCUUUGCUUUGCAACUCAUCGAUCCAGCCAUGGAGGCUCAGGGUCAUUCCCCGUAUCCCCAGGCACCUGCCUCGGAGGGCAGAGAUGAUACCGACAGUACAGCUACGAUCAUGGGUGAUGACUCGCCAUCUAUCCCAGUCCCCAAUGUCAGCCGAGCCAACGACUGGAGCUUAAUGCCCCAGAUUAAACAACAAAACGAACGUGAGAUGGAGUCAGGGUUCAAACGUCGCGAACUUGGCGUCACCUGGAAGAACCUGAGCGUCGAAGUUGUCAGCGCAGAAGCCGCCGUGAAUGAGAACUUUUUCUCCCAGUUCAACAUACCCCAGCAUAUCAAAGAAUCACGCAAUAAACCUCCUCUUAGGACCAUCCUGAACAACAGCCACGGCUGCGUCAAGCCUGGAGAGAUGCUUCUAGUGCUAGGCCGACCCGGCUCCGGUUGUACCACAUUGCUUAAAAUGCUCGCGAAUCGAAGGCUUGGCUAUAAGUCCGUCCAGGGUGAGGUUAACUAUGGCUCAUUGACCGCCAAAGAGGCCUCCAACUACCGUGGUCAGAUUGUUAUGAACACGGAGGAAGAACUGUUUUUUCCCACAUUGACUGUCGGACAAACAAUGGAUUUUGCAACGCGCCUAAAGAUCCCAUUCAAGCUACCCAACGGUAUCGACUCACCGGAAGCCUAUCGCAAGGAGACCAAGGAUUUCCUGCUUGAAUCGAUGGGCAUUUCCCAUACCAAUGAUACAAAGGUCGGCAACGAAUAUGUCCGGGGUGUGUCUGGUGGCGAGCGCAAGAGAGUCUCUAUUAUUGAGUGUCUCGCCGCACGUGGCUCAGUGUUUUGUUGGGAUAAUAGCACGCGUGGGCUGGAUGCCAGUACAGCUCUUGAAUGGACUAAGGCUAUCCGUGCCAUGACUGACGUCCUUGGUCUUUCUACCAUAGUCACAUUAUAUCAAGCCGGCAACGGUAUCUACGAUCUUUUCGAUAAGGUCUUGGUCCUGGAUGAGGGCAAGGAGAUCUACUAUGGUCCCAUGGCCCAGGCACGUCCCUUCAUGGAGGAUCUUGGGUUUGUCUGCCGUGAGGGCUCUAAUGUUGCGGACUUCCUUAGCGGCGUUACCGUCCCGACAGAGCGUAGAAUUCGCCCUGGAUAUGAGAAUCGCUUUCCUCGCAACGCUGACACGUUGGCGGCAGAGUAUGAGAAGUCACCGAUCCACGCUCAGAUGGUUGCCGAAUACGAGUACCCCGACACCGACCUUGCGCGGGAGCGCACUGAGGAUUUCAAAGCCGCCGUUGCAGAGGAACAGUCAAGUCGGCUUCCGAAGAAUAGCGUAUUGACUGUCGAUUUUGUUGAUCAGGUCAAGGCGUGCGUUGCUCGGCAGUACCAGAUUCUGUGGGGAGACAAGGCCACCUUUAUUAUUAAACAGGUGUCCACCCUGGUCCAGGCAUUAAUUGCUGGCUCCCUGUUCUACAAUGCCCCUAACAAUUCUGGGGGCUUGUUCGUCAAAUCAGGUGCCCUGUUUUUUUCGUUACUUUACCACAGUCUUCUCGCGAUGUCCGAAGUGACCGAUUCAUUUAGCGGCCGACCUGUUCUCGUUAAGCAUAAGGGAUUUGGAUUCUACCACCCUGCUGCCUUCUGUAUUGCCCAGAUUACUGCAGAUAUCCCCGUUCUUUUGUUCCAGAUCAGUGUUUUCUCAAUCGUCGUUUACUUCAUGGUCGGAUUGGACAUGUCGGCGUCUGGGUUCUUCACCUAUUGGGUUUUGGUUUUUGCUACCACAAUGGCCAUGACGGCGCUCUUUCGUUCUGUUGGUGCUUUAUUUAGCACAUUCGACGGUGCUGCCAAAGUGUCCGGCUUCCUCAUAGCUGCUCUGAUCAUGUACACUGGCUAUAUGAUCCAGAAGCCCCAGAUGCAUCCCUGGUUUGGUUGGAUUUACUGGAUUAACCCACUUGCCUACGGUUUCGACGCAUUGCUGUCGAGCGAGUUCCAUGGAAAGAUCAUCCCAUGCGUAGGCACCAACCUCAUUCCAUUUGGCCCUGGUUAUGAAGAUGCAGCUGGCCACCAAUCCUGUGCUGGUGUUGGUGGUGCUAUACCGGGAAACACGAUAGUCACCGGCGACCAGUACCUGUCCUCCUUAUCCUACAGCCACGGCCAUGUAUGGCGUAAUUUCGGUAUAUUAUGGGCUUGGUGGGCUCUGUUCGUGGCCUUGACCAUAAUUGCGACGUCGCGUUGGAAAGCUGCGUCUGAAACCGGCAGCUCUCUUUUAAUCCCACGCGAGAGAGUGGACAGACACCGUCAAGUUGUUUCACGCGACGAGGAAUCUCAGUUCGACGAGAAGGCCAAGAAACCCAGUUCUAACGAUUCCGAAGAUGCUGCUGACAUUGGCAAGCAAUUGGUUCGGAAUACCUCUGUCUUCACCUGGAAGGAUCUUACCUACACAGUGAAGACACAUUCCGGCGAUCGUGUUCUGCUCGACAAUGUGUAUGGUUGGGUGAAGCCUGGAAUGUUAGGUGCCUUGAUGGGAUCCUCUGGUGCUGGGAAGACUACUCUGUUGGAUGUGUUAGCUCAGCGCAAGACUGAAGGUACUAUCAAUGGCUCUGUCUUGGUGGAUGGCCGUCCUCUUCCGGUCUCUUUCCAGCGGUCUGCAGGCUAUUGUGAACAACUCGACGUACACGAGCCUUUUGCAACAGUACGCGAGGCAUUGGAAUUUUCUGCUCUGCUCCGGCAGCCGCGCCAUGUCCCAGAGCAGGAGAAAUUAAAGUAUGUGGAUACCAUUAUUGAGCUCCUUGAGCUCCACGAUAUUGCAGAUACCUUAAUUGGCUACGUUGGCGCAGGCCUGAGUGUUGAACAGCGCAAGCGAGUCACCAUUGGAGUGGAGUUGGUAUCAAAGCCUAGUAUCCUAAUCUUCUUGGACGAACCAACAUCUGGUCUCGAUGGUCAAUCUGCUUACAAUACCGUUCGGUUCCUGAGGAAACUUGCCGAUGUUGGCCAAGCUGUCCUAGUGACCAUUCACCAACCGUCUGCACAAUUGUUCGCUGAAUUCGAUACCUUGCUUCUCUUGGCCAAGGGCGGCAAGACAGUUUAUUUCGGUGAUAUUGGUGACAAUGGCCAGACUGUCAAGGACUACUUCGGUCGUUUUGGUGCCCCGUGCCCGACUAAUGUCAAUCCAGCGGAGCAUAUGAUUGAUGUUGUUUCGGGCGCCCUGUCCCAGGGUCGUGACUGGCAUCAGGUGUGGUUGGAAUCUCCAGAACACGAGGCUGCUAUCAAAGAGCUUGACCAGAUUGUGAGCGAGGCGGCAUCUAAGCCUCCAGCAACCUCUGAUGAUGGAUUUGAAUUCGCCAUGCCUCUCUGGCAGCAAACGAAGAUUGUAACGAAGCGGAUGAGCGUUGCCCUUUUCCGGAAUACCGACUACGCGAAUAACAAGAUUGCUCUUCACAUUGGUUCGGCUUUGUUCAACGGCUUCUCAUUCUGGAUGAUCGAUGACUCCGUCAACUCCAUGCAACUGCGCCUGUUUACCAUUUUCCAAUUUAUUUUUGUCGCUCCGGGUGUUAUCAACCAGCUGCAGCCGCUCUUCAUUGAACGCCGAGAUAUCUAUGACACACGAGAGAAAAAGUCUAAGAUGUACUCAUGGGUUGCAUUUGUAACUGCCCUGGUUGUCUCUGAGAUCCCCUACCUCUGCCUCUGCGCCAUAUUUUACUUCGUUUGUUGGUACUACACAGUGGGAUUCCCAAGCGACUCGGAUAAAGCCGGUGCGGUGUUCUUUGUCAUGUUGAUGUACGAGUUCGUGUACACUGGAAUCGGACAGUUUAUUGCUGCGUAUGCACCCAACGCAGUCUUCGCGUCUCUGAUCAAUCCUGUUUUUAUCGGUACCUUGGCAUCGUUCUGCGGUGUGUUGGUACCGUACGCCCAGAUCCAGGCUUUCUGGCGUUACUGGAUCUACUGGAUGAACCCGUUUAACUACCUGAUGGGUAGCUUGUUGACGUUCACGGUCUUCGACGUGGAGGUAGAGUGCAAGAAAUCGGAAUUUGCUGUCUUCGACCCGCCCAACGGCACCACCUGUGGAGAAUACCUAUCCACAUUUAUGCAGGGCAUCGGGUCGCGGAUGAAUCUUAUCGAUCCCGACGCCACGUCGGGCUGUCGAGUGUGCCAGUUUAGCCGGGGCAGCGACUACCUCUACACUAUCAACUUGAAGGACUAUUACUACGGCUGGCGUGACGCGGCAAUUGUUGCCCUGUUUGCGCUGAGCUCCUACGCUCUGGUAUACGCCCUGAUGAAAUUGCGGACCAAGGCCUCCAAGCAGGCCGAGUAA
Molecule: messenger RNA, 4482 nt
Organism: Aspergillus tanneri
Lineage: Eukaryota; Fungi; Ascomycota; Eurotiomycetes; Eurotiales; Aspergillaceae
Product: putative ABC multidrug transporter
Exons: 3
Coding region: 1-4482 (1493 amino acids)
Biological process (GO): transmembrane transport
Cellular component (GO): membrane
Molecular function (GO): ATP hydrolysis activity; ATP binding; ABC-type transporter activity
Source: RefSeq, a predicted model, not a curated record